Messenger RNA from Thamnophis elegans (Western terrestrial garter snake), 1698 nucleotides. It is a transcript of the gene NUS1, whose product is annotated as NUS1 dehydrodolichyl diphosphate synthase subunit. NCBI's taxonomy places the organism in Eukaryota, Metazoa, Chordata, Lepidosauria, Squamata, Natricidae. Gene Ontology annotation, molecular function: ditrans,polycis-polyprenyl diphosphate synthase [(2E,6E)-farnesyl diphosphate specific] activity. The record is from RefSeq and is a predicted model, not a curated record. Bases 227 to 1093 code for a protein of 288 amino acids. The transcript is spliced from 6 exons. Gene Ontology annotation, cellular component: endoplasmic reticulum membrane; dehydrodolichyl diphosphate synthase complex.
CCAAUGAGCAGCAGCUGCGUAGGCUAGAGGGGAAAGGUCAGGGCAGGUACAGAGAGAGAGAUGGUUGCGGUACGGAAAGUUGCCGGGCAGAUAAAGCCGUCUCCGUGAGGCAAAAGGAGACGAGAUGGUGCGUUCUUCGCGCUGCGGCUGAUCCGCCUUGAAACUGCCUCAACCGACGGGUCACCGCUCCGCUCCUCUCGCGUCUUCCCCUCCACCGUCCGGGCCAAUGAGCGUCGCCUACGAGCUGCUGUGGCGUUUGCUGCACGUCCUCUUCAGCGUCCAGCGCGCGCUGGUCGCCUGGGGCCGCGGUUGGUUCGGAGGUCGCGGCUCGUGGCUCAGCCGCUGGCGGCAGCGCGCGACUACGGCGGCCAAUGCCGCCUCGCGGGCCCUCUUAACCCCCGCGGCGGCCGUCAACCCUUUCGCCUUUCACAAGCCGGCGGCGGCCGGGCGGAAAGUGGUGGCCGCCGGCAGCCGUUGGCGGAGGGAUGCCAAAUCUCUGCAGAAGUUGCCGGGCCACGUGGGGCUGGUGGUGACCGAGGAGGAGCAGAGUUACGCCGAUAUGGCCAGCUUGGUGGUGUGGUGCAUGGCGGUGGGCAUCUCCUACGUCAGCGUCUACGACCACGAAGGUAUUUUCAAAAGAAAUAAUUCAAGGCUGAUGGAUGAAAUUUUAAAACAGCAGCAGGAAUUGUUGAAUCUUGACUGUUCCAAAUAUACAGUGAAAUUUGCAAAUCAGGAGAAAACAGAUCAAGUUUUAAAUUGCCAAUCUGUUCUGAACGUGUUGUCCUCAGAGGAUGGAAAAACAGAUAUUGUAAAAGCAGCUCAGAAAUUCUGCAACUUAGUAGCACAAAAGCAAAAGAAAUGCACAGAUCUGGAUAUGAACAUCUUGGAGAAUUUAUUAAGUAGUACUAACGGCUUUCCUGAUCCUGACCUAAUAUUAAAGUUUGGUCCUGUGGACAGUAUCUUGGGAUUUCUUCCCUGGCAAAUUAGAUUGACAGAGAUUGUUUCUUUGCCUUCACAUGUGAAUGUCAGCUAUGAUGAAUUCUUCUCUGCCCUUUGUUACUAUGCAUCCUGUGAUCAGCGUAUUGGAAAAUGAUUUAUUGCAGAAUUCUAUCAGGAUUUCUUUCGAAAGGACCCAAGGAAAUGGCAUUUUAAUGAAGACAGAUUUUGGAACAUAUUCUACAGGAAAUAAGGAAAAUUAUGUCAUGGUGUAUGUAAAUUAAUUGAAGGACUUAAAGAGAACUGACAUCUAAAUAUCGAGCUAUGAGCUUAGCAAAACGAUUCUAGUGCUAAUUAUGAGAAAUAUAAUAGCAAAUUUAAGAUACUUUUCUACUUGAUAGGUUUUUUUGAAUCUUCAAAUGCCAAAGAAUAGUUUGAAGAACCACCUGCAUUUUGUCCACCAUUGUGACAUUUUUUGACAACAGACUACUGUAUGAACCAAGCUCAGUAGAAAAUAUGAAGUUAGAUGUGCCAAAAACACUAUGCAUAUCUACAAUUUAUUCUUUGAAAGUACAUCAUUGCAGUAAACUCUUCCAUCUCAAGUUCCGUGAGAAGGUAUAGUCAACAGCAGUGACAGACUAAAUAUAUUUGGAUACUUGUAAAUAAUAUGUAAAACAACUUUUUAUUAUGAAGAAAUUGACUUAGUGGAUUUCAUUACUGAGGGUAAAAGGACCUGUAAAUAAAUACAUCUUUUUACAGGCA